Messenger RNA from Gasterosteus aculeatus aculeatus (three-spined stickleback), 1440 nucleotides. RefSeq names its product neurexophilin-1. Gene Ontology annotation, molecular function: signaling receptor binding. The record is from RefSeq and is a predicted model, not a curated record. Lineage: Eukaryota; Metazoa; Chordata; Actinopteri; Perciformes; Gasterosteidae.
CCAUGGAGAUGUUCCUCGGGCGGUGCUUUGUGUGGAUGCUCCUGGAAGGAACCUUUUGUUCGUUGGUACUCGGGCAACAUCACGCAAACAUCCCCAUCAGCCAGAGAGCUGAACUCAACGGAGAUCAGGACCCUUCUUCUCAAAAAGGCCGGGGGCUUCAAACCAGGAGCACUGAGCUGCCUGUCAGCCCUUUAAGUGGUCCAACAAAGCGGGGACUUCUGGACGGACCUGGGGGACACUCACGGUCACAACCCCACCCUUCCUUCAAGAUAAAGCUUCGUCCCGUCUUGAAGGUCCAAGCGACGUCUAAAUUCUCCACAACGUUCAGCUGGGGGGAUUUUUACUCCAACAUCAAAACCGUCAAACUGAAUCUUCUGAUAAUGGGCAAGAUGGUGGACCACGGGAACGGCUCUCUCGGCGUCUACUUCCGCCACAACUCCACGGGUGUGGGCAACGUGUCCGUGAGCCUCGUCCCGCCCACGAGGGAGGUGGAGUUCGAUCUGGAGCGUCAGAGCGUGGUCAACCCGAAGGACUCGAAGACGUUCAACUGCCGGGCGGGCUACGGGAAGACGGAGAGCAACAAGAAGGUGACGCCGUGUCACUACGACCCGUCCAAGACGUGCGCUCAGGAGCAGACCCAGAGCUACGUCACCUGGACCUGCUCCAAACCCUUCCGGGUCAUCUGCGUCUACGUGUCUUUCUACAGCGUCGACUACAGACUGGUACAAAAGGUGUGUCCGGGUUACAGCUACCAGAUCCCAGGGGGCCACCUGCCGCCGGGCUAAGCGGAGGUCAGAGGUCGCUGGACAAAGUUCAAUUAUAUGGACAAAGAGAAAGGAGGACGCUUCUCUUACUGUUGACCCAAAUCCUGAUGUAAGCUGUACAUUGUUUGUGCAACAGCCUGAUUGUUGUAGACCACGAGAGUCGUUUCAUGAAACAAACAACCAACGGUUGUGUUUGCUUUCAAUUAAAGUCACAGUUGUCGUUAAGACGAGGCUGAUUAAGCGUUUUCAUUCUAUUUCUACACUUUCUUUACUACAUAGAAAAAUAAUAUUUAUGUGAACUAGAUAAUAGCACAACAUGGCCAAUUCUGCGCGAUAACAACUCUUUAAGUUGCAACUCUUGUAUAUUUCUUGUGUAUUUCGUAACAUAAUUCAUUUGGUCUUUUCAACUAACAUUUGGUUAACUUAACAACUUCACCUUGAUUGUUACUUUUCAGAGAAAAAGAAUGUAACAUGUGUACAUAAGGAGAAAACGGGGCUGCUGAAGGCUGUUUUGCCAGUAUGAGCUGCAAUGAACAAAAUAAAUAAUCUAUUACAUAUGAGAAAGAUGUAAUCUCACAUAUUUUCAUAAACCAAUAGAAAUGAGGAAUAUAUGUAUGUUUAGUGUUGUUUUUUGUAAUCUGAUGUUCUACAUUAAAAUGAGGGCGUUGUAUUUCUA